This is a messenger RNA of Neodiprion fabricii, 1839 nucleotides long. It is a transcript of the gene MFS18, whose product is annotated as solute carrier family 17 member 9. Gene Ontology annotation, biological process: transmembrane transport. The transcript is spliced from 8 exons. Bases 150 to 1457 code for a protein of 435 amino acids. Gene Ontology annotation, molecular function: transmembrane transporter activity. The record is from RefSeq and is a predicted model, not a curated record. Lineage: Eukaryota; Metazoa; Arthropoda; Insecta; Hymenoptera; Diprionidae.
AAUGAGACGCCACGCGUUUAGUGGAGGUGUUACCACGAAAUAAAAUAUAUCUUAUCAAAUAUGCGGAAACGGACGCUAUUCAGACAACCGAUAAUAUCUUCCGAUUGUACGCUAACUUUACGAAUACGUGUUAAAACCUGCAAGCCUUCAUGGAUAAAACAAACAUUCAAGAAUCAAAGUCAGUCACUGCAAUGAAUAACCAGCUGUUAACGGAGUGCAAAGCGCACCUGUUUUGGUCCAGAAAACAGCAACGAAAAUGGUUCUUCACUUUGUUGUACGGAACAUGUUUAGUGUACGCGACUAGAACGUCUGUGCCACUGCUGAUACCUGCUAUAAGCAAGGAAAAACAUUGGACAAAAACAGAUUCUGGGACAAUAUUAUCAAGUUUUUUUUGGGGCUACACCUUAACACAAGUUGCAAGUGGAUUCAUCAGUGACCGAAUUGGUGGCCAAAAAGUGAUAUUCUUUGCCGCGGUUGGUUGGUCACUUACUACACUCUUCAUGCCAUCAAUCAUUAACACUUUUUCCAAUAAUGAGGUAUCAGUCAAAUUCAUCGCUGCAGUUCGCAUGUUGAACGGCGCCUUUCAAGGAAUGCAUUUCCCUAGUAUGAUAAGUUUGACCAGUCAGCGUUUACAUGAACCAGACAGAGCCUCAUUUUUUAGCCUUUUGACAUCAGGAUCGGCUUUAGGUACUCUUCUUACUGGAUCUCUGGGUUCCUAUUUGUUGGAAACUUACAAUUGGACAAAGGUUUUUCAAGUUUUAGGUGGUUUGGGUUUGAUGUGGACGGCAGUAUUAAGCUACUAUUCCCUCUCACUUAUGAAAAAUGCUGCUUCUAACAAAUCAUCGAAUGUUACUCCCCUGCCCUGGUUGCAGCUACUUUCUAAACCUCCAUUCUGGUCUUGUGUACUUGGUCACGCAUGCCAAAACAAUUGUUUCUUUGUCCUACUCUCGUGGAUGCCCACAUAUUUUCACGAUACAUUUCCUGAGGUUAAGGGAUGGGUUGUGAACAUGGUUCCGUGGUUGUCUUUGCUGCCUUGCACGUUUCUAGCAAAGAUGGUGUCUGAGAACCUGGUUAAAUCAGGCUACUCUGUUACAGUGACAAGGAAAAUCGUUGAAACAAUUUGUUUAGUCACACAAUCCAUCAAUCUACUUAUAUUAGCUUCCGUGACCAAUUAUCAAGCUGCAAUAUUAUGUCUGACAUUAAUUAUCGGCAGUACAGGCUUUCAUAAUAAUGCUAUUGCUGUGAAUCCUUCCGACCUGGCACCAAAACAUUCUGGUAGUGUUUUUGGAUUGAUGAAUACUGUUGGUGCAAUACCUGGAUUUCUCGGAGUUUACGUGGCUGGUCAUUUACUGGAAAUUACCCACAACUGGUCAAUUGUAUUUGUGAUAACUUCAAUAGUCAAUGUUCUAGGAUGUAUUGUGUACUUAUUAUUUGGAUCAGGAAAUGCCAUAAUAUAAUAAAUCAAAUCUCAUCUUCCAAUUAAUUUAUCACAAUUAAAAAGUGCAGCAGAAUCGAUGUGUGUUGUCAACAACAUGAACAGUGCUUAAGUUUAUGCGGAAAACCAAAGUAAUUCUUAGUUCGUACCUAAAUUCGCAAAACAACUGGAGCGACGAUGCAUGAUCUUUAGUCCAUCUUUAUCAGAUUAUGUCUGAGAUCUACCAUCAUUUUAGACAUGUAUGGCCCAUCCAAUUCGUAUCCCAUUUUUCUAUAAUAAUUACGAGUUCCGACACCUGAGAUAUAAAUUAAAACCCAUUAAUGUAAGAUUUGCUCAAUGUUGUCUUGUGUUGUAUAUUUUUUAAAGGGAAAAUGUAUCCCAAUAAAUUAUGGCCUGUCAGUUAA